Molecule: messenger RNA, 4944 nt
Organism: Acaulospora colombiana
Lineage: Eukaryota; Fungi; Glomeromycota; Glomeromycetes; Diversisporales; Acaulosporaceae
Source: the annotation of a GenBank genome assembly
AUGCCUACCCUCGACUAUGAGAUCAAGAAUAAUGACUUCUUUAAGCAUUUGGGUUGGAAUAAAAGUCCCGGCAUUGAUCUGGUCCUUCAACAACUUCGGAUAUGCUCACAAACGGAAAUCCUCGAUGUCUUUGAUAUUUGCAAGUCAAUCUACAAACACAUGCAGAUGAUUGUGAACUCGCAUGAACAUGAGACUGAAAGUUUGAGAAGAUACACGCAGCACGAAAAAUGGAUCUUGGUUAAUGGAAAAUUUUAUUCGUCCGGAAACGUGGUCUUCGACCUUCCCCGAGACUUUGGAAAUGAAAACACGCUAAUAGUAGGACUUCCAAACGAGUAUAAGGUUAAUUAUGGAAAAUUGUUUGAGAAGAUGGGAGUCCGUUUGAAAAUUGGGAUUCAAGAUUAUGUCGACAUCAUUAAAAUGUAUGUCAAGGAUGAUCCCAACGUGGAGCUGCCAGCCGACGAGAUAAGCAAAGUGAUAGAAUUGAUUGAUCAGGUUUCGAGGGAGAUCGUUGGAGAAGAAAGUCCUAUGGAUUUAUUGCACGGAUUACUCGUACCAACCGCACGAGGAGUUCUCGUGAGUUUAGGCGAAAUUCAGUAUGACAAUAUGGGUUCGAGGUUAAGUGACGAAGAGAAAGACGGAUAUUCCAUUGCGCAUCCUUCCAUAUCGCUAAGUAUGGCGAAAAGUAUUGGAAUGCAGAUGUUAUCCGGGAAGUUCAUAGAAGAGGUAAAUGACGAUUUUAUGCCGGAAUUCUAUGAACAAAAUGAGUCCCUGACUACUCGGAUUCGGAGCAUCAUCAAUGAUUAUUUGCCGGGCUCGGUAUUCAAGGAAUUUCUGCAGAAUGCUGAUGAUGCUGGCGCUCGUAUUUUUCGAGUAUACAUUGACGAAAGAAAUUUCUCGAAAAAUUGUUCGAAUCAACCUAGUUCUCUUUUGACCGAAGAAAUGCGAUUUUGGCAAGGUCCCGCUGUGUGGAUAUAUAAUGAUGCAGAGUUUAGCGAUAAAGACUUCAAAUCAUUGCUUAGACUUGGAGUUGCAGACAAAUUGCCCGAUACCACGAAAAUUGGUCGAUUCGGAAUUGGAUUCAAUUCGGUGUUUAACCUUACCGACAUUCCGAGCUUCGUGAGUGGUGAAUAUAUAGCAUUUUUAGAUCCGCAUGCCAAACAUCUUCCCGAGUUAGGUAGUCCACGGAGAAGACCACUCGGCAAUCGGUAUAAUUUCGUUAAAACAAAUUUCAGCGAGAGAUGGCAUGAUCAGGCCGCUCCGUACAUAUCCAUGGAGGGGUGCGAUUUAAAGUCGAAAUAUAACGGAACAUUGUUUAGAAUUCCGCUUAGAAAUCACAAAACUGCCGAGAUGAGCGAGAUAUCUGAUAAAUUAUUGAAGCCCAGUGAUCUCCUAGAUCUAUUUAGAGACAUUCAAGGAAACAGAGAGAUGCUGUUUUUAAGAAACGUAGAAGAGUGCGGCGUGUACUAUAUACGUAACUUAAAUCCAGAUUUAAUCUGGAAAGCCAAGAUCGAUAAUAUGAGCGAGGAUGUGAGGAGGAGGCGCCAAUUAUUAACCCAAGAAGCAAAAAUAUUUCAGCUCGAAAUUGGAAUGCAACGAGGUGAACAUCGAAGUCUCGAGCAUUGGCUUUUAUGUUGCGUUCAGAAUGAGAAGGCGAAAGAAGAUUUAAAAAGUUUUUCGCACGAGAAAAAAGUAGUCCCUAGAGGCGGCGUUGCUGCAAUGGUAUCGUGGCCAGGUGAAAAUGAGAAGAAUUACCUGAGAGGUGAAAUGUACUCCUACGUGUCCCUUUCAAUAAGCAAUAACUUGAGUGUAAUGUUAAACGGCGAUUUUCUUUUGUCGAGUGAUCGAAGGAGUAUUUUAGUAACCGAAAAUGAGUCCUUAGAAGACAAAAGCAGGGAAAUAAAGUGGAAUAGAUAUAUAUUGUCCGAUAUUCUACCACCGCUGCAUGCCAUGUUACUCAACGAGAUUGCGAUCCGCGAUUCGAAACGGCUCCAGGAUAUGCGGCGACGUAAUAAUCCAGGUGAAAAGUUUACCCCCCACAUAACGACAAGAGAUUGGCCAAUAGUCGUUAGACCGGGUUUCAUCACGUCGGGGAUCUACCGAAAAUUUGGACUGACUGUACUUCAAAGGGUUAUUCAGUCUAAUUAUCCCAUAUUUUGGACCGAAGCAAACGGUGGAGAGUUUAUAUCAUUUAGGGAGGCAAUUUUUGCAGAAUCUGAAAAGGAAUCGAUUAUAUCUAGUGUCCUUGUACAUAAAAAUGUACGAAUAGUCAAGUUAUCCGGAGAGCAGUAUAAACAUAUUAAAGAACUUUCGAAAUCUAAAAAGGAACCCAGAUAUCAAAACUUUAUUACUCCCGAGUUAGUAUGCAAAACACUUGAAAAUAACAAGGACAUAUGGACUACGUAUAAGGCACCUGAUGGCAAACGAACUAUAAAGGAGGUUAUUAUUUGUUUGUUGAAAUUCGUUCUUGAAAAUGCGGAACAACAACAGGAUGCCAAGAACUAUAAAAGGCUACUAGGGUUACCUCUGGUUCCGCUUUAUGAUGAAACUGUCGGAGUUUUUGGGGAAAAAGAGUAUUAUAUCGCGAAGAAAGAAAUUAGGAAAUUAUUUCGUAAAACCGGAUCAUCCCACUUUGUGAGGAAGAGCGAGUUACCAAUCGAUUUUGCAAAGAAGGAAAUUUCGGAUUUACUGAAAGUCUCGGAACUUGAUACAAGAAGUAUCCUUAAACUCUUAGACUUGGAACUGCCCCGGGAAGAAAAAAUGGAAUGGAAUCCUUCGGGGCCUUCAUUCCCAGAUAAAAAAUGGAUCGAAGAAAUUUUGGCGAAAUUUAGCGAGUUUUCGGAGUUUGACUUUCAAAAAUUUAAUAAGUUCCCUCUUCUUCCGAUGAUUUUUCCACGAGAAAUGCUCGUCCGAUUCGAUCAAUCGAAGCCUUUAUUGCUUCGUGGAAAUUUCGAUAAUAGUAUGGUCCGUGUUCUUUGUAAAUUGGGCGUCAGGUUCACCGACUUAACAUUACCUAGCAUUGCACACCCAGCCCUCAAGGGUUGCAUAAUUCAACCGACUGAAGUGAAUGUCUUCAAGUCGAUUGAGCGAGCGAAAUCGGUAGAACGAAUCAAAUCGUUGACUCCUAUUGAAAUUUUGAAGCUCCGGUCAUUUGUUAAUGAUUUUUUGUCAAGAACUGAAAGAAACGAUCAAAUUUUGAAAAUCAUCCGAAACUUUCCAAUAUGGCCCGUACACUUUUCCGAAGGUUUCUUUGCGGCUGACCAAGGAUAUCUCCUCGAACAAGGUUUCCCGAUUUACUCGAUCCAGGACGUGAAAAUUUUCCGCACUGAUUGGGAGGCAGAUUAUAAUUCGUUGUUCAGCCUUAGAGCAAAUGAGCUGGGCGCAAUGGAAUACAUCCAUCGUUAUUAUGCCACGAAUUCAUACCGUACUGACACCAAUUAUGUGGAAUUCUUGAAGGAUCUUUUAUUGAAAAAGAAUAGUAACAUAGAAAAUUAUCUAAGUCUAAUCGAAGUUAUUCCAAACAAAAACAGCACGGAAUUUGUAAAAGCCAACACACUGUACGAUGCAAAUGUGCCUUUAUUUCGUGAUAUAUUCGAUGAUGAUAAAUUUUUACCAAUAGAGUUUCAAAAUAAUUCGAAUGUUUUGAAUGCUCUGGGAAGGAUAGGGUUAAAACGACGUGUUGACUCUCGCACAUUUAUUGAUUGCGCCCGUGAAAUAGAAAGAAAGGCUCGCGAAUCUCCAGACGGAGUAAUAGAAGUUAUUAAACGAUUAGGCAGAACGUUGAUGGUGGAACUGUUCACAAAUUACGAAGCACUUUCAUUUAAUCCAUUGCAGUGGAGGGUUCUCACGUCCAUCAAAUUUGUUCCUACCGAUGCAAAUCUUUCGGGACUCUUUGAGAUACAUACUGAUGCAAUAUCCUCUUUAGACUCCGUAUGCCUUUUCAAAUAUAAGGAUUUGAUAUGGACGCAAGUACCAUUACUCGAUAGAAUACUCGAUCCACCAAGGAGAUUACUAAUUGCUCGUCCCAAUUUAUGUGAGCCUAGAUUAGAUGAUAUUAUUAAUCACUGGUAUGAGGUUGCGUUAGAAAUUUCCCCCCAAAAAAGCGUCAAAUGGAGAUCAAACGAUGGGCAAAGGCAAUUUCGGGAAAUGAUGAAAGAAAUAUACGAAUAUUUGAAUUCGCAAAUAUGCAAUGCAAAUGAGGCAUACAUUGGUUCGAGGAUACGAACGGACGCAAAAUUAUUUUUGAAUGACGACAAUCCUUUUGAACCUGAAAGUUGGGUGGCGGGGAUUAACUUAGUCUACGGUGUCUCCGAAGAUGUCGGCGGGGGUCAGCGCAAGGUCUCUCCAUUUUUGGAAAAAUACAAAUCGUUACUAAAAUUGGCGGGAGCCGGAGAAUUAAAGGAUGUUCAUAACGAUGUAGUAGUGCGAAAACACGACCAGAUAAUUUAUUUGUCGGAUCAAUUGCGUGAGCUUCUUAAAGGACAAGAAAAUACCCUGCACCACGAUGUUGAAUUCCGUUUCUCGAAUAGAGGUGAUGAUAAAAGAGUUUACGCGAAUCGUUAUGUUCUCUCAGCUGCCUGUGAACAUUUUCGAACUGAAUUCAGCGGCUACAUGAGGGAAUCCAUCGAAGGUCAACGGGUAAGCGUGGAAAUCGAAGACAGCAAUCCCGCUGCAUUCCAAGCCCUUGUUUAUUGGCUCUAUGGUCAAUCCUUUGAAAAGGCGUCCGAAGCGUUGCCCCAGGACCCUUCGGAUUACUUAAACUCUCUGAUUGAUCUACUCAAUGUUUCAAACUUAUAUCGGAUCGACCCACUUAAAGAUAUUUUAGAAAAAACGAUAGCAAAUAAAUGUGAUGUAAAUAAUGUAAUAGAAAUUCUCAAGUGGGCAGAACUUUAUAAUGCGGGACAAUUGAAGAGUCACUGUCGGAAAUACAUUAUAGAGAAUGAGAGG